Molecule: messenger RNA, 960 nt
Organism: Aspergillus glaucus CBS 516.65
Lineage: Eukaryota; Fungi; Ascomycota; Eurotiomycetes; Eurotiales; Aspergillaceae
Exons: 2
Coding region: 1-960 (319 amino acids)
Source: RefSeq, a predicted model, not a curated record
AUGGCUGCUGUGCGCAGUUCAAACCUCCUCGACAGCGGCGUAGAAACUAUUCCAGUUCCUAUCUUGCAUCCAAGGGCGACUCACGCUGCGGAAGAGUCUCAAUCGUCCGAUUCUGCUCUGCUCGAUCGUCGGUUGGAGCAUCUCAUGAUACCCAUUUUGGAGCCUGUGCGGAAUCCAGUCACCGGUCGUCAUGCAAGCAACAACAACUCCCUCGCAGGUCGCAAAAUGGCAAAGACGGUUCCCUGGGAUGGUCAGCUUUGCUGGGCGAUCAAAGGAUGCAGCGUCUUCGACGACCAGGAAGAAGAAGCCGAUGCACUCUACUACCCGAACAACCUCAUUUCUCGCGUACCUCUUUCGAAUCGCCUGGUCUUUCAAUACGGGCUGCGUUACAUUCCCUCGAUGGCUGAAACGAACAUCUACCGCACCGCAACGAUUGAGAACCUUGCUGCCAACAUCUCGCUGAAUCAGGUGCUACUUAAUGUCUCUGGGGAGGUUUACUCCUCGCGUCUCUUCGAUACUAGGGCCAUCACGGGAUACAACACGGCGAUUGUGGUCUUCCUCUUGGAGAGUGAGGCGCGCAGCUUUGUCGAGAAGGCUAAGGAGGGACUGCAUGCUGGAUCUGCCCUGGCCAAGGUUGCCCUCGUGAAUACUCCAACCUACCCAAUGCCGGCGGACAUGGAAAACCUGGUCAACAAAGGAUACAGUCGAUGCCUCGUUGUCUCGGAUGUCAGCGCAACCAUCCAGAAGGACAUCUGCGGCGUGCUAAACCGCUCGGCCUAUCACUCAUACAUCGAAUUCGUCAAGGUUGGACCGUUCGUAGGCCAAGUCACUAUUCGAUUUCAUUGUAUCAAGUCAGCUGCGGCGGUGCUGUCACUCCUCCAGGGACACCCCAGCUUUCGGAAGUGCAGUGUCAGCUUUAUGAAGGAAUCUCAGGGCAAGUUGGUGUUGACGAAAACAUAA